Messenger RNA from Plenodomus lingam JN3, 2406 nucleotides. RefSeq lists its product as uncharacterized. NCBI's taxonomy places the organism in Eukaryota, Fungi, Ascomycota, Dothideomycetes, Pleosporales, Leptosphaeriaceae. The record is from RefSeq and is a predicted model, not a curated record.
AUGGCGUCACUGCACUCGACGUCCGCACCCGUACAUCUCCCGCGCAUCGCGAUUUCGUACUGUACGCAGUGCAGAUGGAUGCUGCGGGCUGCUUAUUUUGGCCAGGAAUUGCUGUCGACGUUUGGCACGCAGAUUGGAGAGAUUGCGUUGAUACCGUGUACGGGUGGGUUGUUCGAGGUGGAGUUGAUGUAUUGUGUGGAUGGAGAGGGGCGGGGAGGUGAAGGCGAAGGCGAGGUUGAAAGUAAAGGGACAAGCAAAGGUGAAGAUAAAAUCCAGGUGAAGAAGGUUUUAAUCUGGGAUCGCAAGGCUGAGGGUGGGUUUCCUGAGACAAAAGUUUUGAAACAGAGAUUGAGAGAUCAUAUCGAUCCGUCUCGUGACUUGGGACAUUCGGAUAAAGGCGGCAAGGCGAAGGCUGCUGUGGAUGAGGCGGGUGUGGUGGUGGGGAAGAAGAAGGAGGAGCUGGGGAAGGGCGGUGUAGAGGUUGCAGAGAAGAAGCAAGCUGAGGUUGGGAAAAUGGGUGGGGCGGCAGUGAAGAGAAAUCCUGAUGGGAGUGUUUACUUCUCAGUUUUCCCCCAGAUCCACCGAGGGAGAAAACCUCUCGUAACCACAAGGACCAUCCAAAUGAACAACAAGUACUACGCCGCAGGGUCGUCCUCUACACAAAACGCAGCACCUACACAAGCAAGUGGAGCCCCAUCUUUCGACACCUACAGUGACUUUGUGACCUACCUUGCUGGCAGAAAAUGCCCUGGAUGCAACACAACCUUCCUCUGCAGCAGCAAAGAAGUCGAGUUGUUAUUCCAGAGCUGGCUUAACAAGACUCCGUGUCAGAUCCAGUUCAAAACCUGCUCGAAAUCGGCGUGUAUUGUGUGUUUCGGCCGAUCAGGCACGCCGAUCCAACGCAAUGCAGGAAGUACCAAGAUGAGCUGGUGUUGUAGUCGCGGCCGCUUGUUCAUUAUCUGGAUCAUGCUCUGCGGCUUCGACCAGGUAUACUGUGACAGAAAACUCCGCGAAGCAUCAACCAGUGGUCAGACUGCGUCAAAAUUUGCCAAAAAUGGGGUGGGAUAUACUGUUGGCUUUGGUGGCGGCAUGUACGGGUUGCAUGGUCGGCAGCGGGGAGGUUCAGCAGGGCAAGAUGCCCAAAAGGAGCAGGCCGAGAGCGCAGAAAGAAUGUCUGAUCACUUCGAUGAGGCGGUUUUCUCGUCUCUUGCGGUAUUAUGUCCCUCGCCGCAUCAUGAUCGCGACAAGAGUAGUUUCGAUGUGCAUCCUCCCCGGGCCGUCACGUCAAUGCUGGUACACAGUAAGAUCCUCGAUAAGCCGGCCGAACUAUUGAGGAAUGACAGCCGGGAUAACGCAACGCAGCGGAAAGAUCUAUAUAUGGCUUUGAUCGGUUUUCUGAAGCGUGUGGGCGUACAUGAGAUUUCCAAAAUUGACGUCAUCUUCAAGGAAAGAAUCGUUUUGCCAAAGAAUGAUAACCUCCUGACCCUAUCUUUCAAGGGACCGCCUCCUAGGACGACUGAGACAGCAUCUUCACUUUCUGACGGCCUGCGGCGACUGAUUAUCCAAAGCGAUACAAUGAUGCGAGGGGCUUUGAAUAAUCGACAAGAGUUCCAAGAUAAGCGAGGUCAGGACAUGCUCUGGCUUUGUCGAGAGAUCUCAGGCUUGUCGACGAGAGACAAAGAUCUUUGGCCAACAUAUUAUUAUACGCCGCAAGCACACAUGUUGCACGAGUCGCCAUCAGGAAGAAUUACAAGACUGAUUACUGAGAUAACAACGCUCAAAACAGGGUUGCCUGGAGGGACUUUUGUGAAGCACGCGAUGUCGAGACUUGACGGCAUGAGCAUCUUGAUCAUUGGACCAGAAGUCUGUCUCUCGCUUCUCGGAACAUGGACGAGCGGAGCGAAAGGCGAAGAUUGGCAACCGGGCCAGUCCACAAUAUUACAAGUAUUGAUCAGUGUUCAAGCAAUGAUCUUUUGCGAGCAUCCUUUGGGUAACGAGCCCGGCCUUGCAUCUCUUGUACAUUGCCAAAAGCCAUCAUCUCAAUGUACGAAUCGGAUGCUACAUGGACACACGGUCAAGUGCAGUUUGAUGCGCUAUGCCCAACACAUGCCUGUCCUGUGUAAGGAGGUAGUGGAGCAGCACUUUCGGGCCAAUGGGCACAAAAUUUUAAAAAUUGUAGAAAAAUGGGCUAAGGAGUGCAAAGAACCAACCAGCAAGGCGAAGUUGGUUAAAUACGGCGCCACAUAUGUUCCCGAGAAGAAUGUUACGUGCAUUGUGAGUAUGAGAUUGCUGUCGACUGCGUGGUCGUUGAAGGUCUUCGGCGCAUCGUUGAUCCUAGCGCGAUUGGUCCAUGCGUGUACCGGUACCGCGAGCUGCCCUACAUCACUGAUGGGCUGGAGUACAUAA